Ooceraea biroi (clonal raider ant) is the source of this 1060-nucleotide messenger RNA. RefSeq names its product ejaculatory bulb-specific protein 3. The record is from RefSeq and is a predicted model, not a curated record. NCBI's taxonomy places the organism in Eukaryota, Metazoa, Arthropoda, Insecta, Hymenoptera, Formicidae.
GUCCAGUAGUUAUCCAGUAAAGCUUCAUUGCACGUGUCGUAAAAGUAGACAUAAUGGUUCGGCUAAGCACCAUAGUAGUGAUCAUCGGCAUUGCAUUAGUAUGCACUUACGCACAAGAGGAACUCUAUGAUAAUAAAUACGACGACAUGGAUGUCAUAGCCAUUAUGGUUAAUGAUAAAUUACGAAACCAAUACUAUAAAUGUUUUAUGGAGACUGGACCAUGCGCGACAGGAGAUGCGAAAUUCUUCAAAGAAAUUUUCGCUGAAGCUUUACAAAGUAAGUGUAAAAGGUGUACCGAAAAACAGAAGAAAAUGCUCGAUGACAUAGUCGGUUGGUAUACAGAAAACAAGCCUGCUGAGUGGCAGACUAUAGUUGAAAAAUCUAUUGAGGAUUUGAAGAAGAAGAAUGCUGGGAAAUAAUUGCUAACGAUAAGCGCUAAUAGAUUCAAAUUAAGGAACGACAUAGAAAUUCAAAACAGCAACGUUUAUUAUUGUUUUAUAUUCGGAAAUCUCUUCACAUGGGGAAGUAGUCUUGUUAAUUUGGCUAUAGUUAACGCUGAUAUAGUAAUAUUAUUGAUAUAGUAAUAGUAUUGUUAAAGUAAGGAAGUUAAGAAGAAUAAAUUCCUUGCAUCAGAAAAAUGCGUGGACUUGAUUGCGAAACAAUUGUCUAAUAAAAAAUGUUACCAUGUCAUGUAACUUAAUAUUUGAAAUUUGAUUAUUGAAAGAAUGUCGUAUCGCGUUAGUAACAUUUCAGUUCACUCCGUCAGAGAGAUACGUCCUGACACUGUAAUGUUUUUCCCACUACACUCUAUUAUAUAAUAUUAUGACGCACAAAUAAUUGCAUCCACACAUAUUUAGUUUUUAAUAUAAAGAAAAGAUUCAGUUCUUAUCAUAAAAAAGCUGUAAUAUAUAUGAAUGAUUAAUAGUAAAAUAACAACUUUGACGACUUCCAAUCAUAAAUUCUAUGCAUAAUGUGCAAAACCAAUGUAUUAAAUCAUGUACCGAAGUUAAACGAAAUUACGUAUUUGAAAAAGUAUUAAUAAAUAAAAGUAUUAAAAGUA